UGAAAUGUGGGGCUGCAGGUCGAGGCAGACUUACAGUCGAUUGCGUCCAUAUUAGGCGACCAGCAGAGGGGUAGAAAAAAUGACUCCACCUUUCUUUCCAGCAGCAGCUCCAUCAAAGGGCUGGCUCAUGAGGAGGAAGAUUUAAGCGGAGAGGAAGAGGAAGAGGAAGCGGAGCUAACUUCGCGCAGACAGACACGCCCUGAGUCACAUUAUCCGCUGCUUUCGACUGUUCAACUCAGCGCAAAUAAUUGGGUCGUAACAAAACAAGCCGGUAACCAUGCUUCAAGGGAUCAAGGAGAUUGGCUCACACGCCAUGGAUAUCUAUGACUACCUCCUGGCAGGAUUUGAUCCGCGGCUGAAGGAAUACCCAAUGAUGCAGAAUCCCAUUUCCAUGACUGCGACAUUGCUGUGCUACCUGUUCUUCGUGCUUUACCUGGGACCUCGCCUCAUGGCCAAUCGCAAGCCCUUCCAGCUGAAGGAGGCCAUGAUAGUGUACAACUUCCUGCUAGUGGGGCUGUCGAUAUUCAUCGUCUAUGAGUUCCUGAUGUCCGGCUGGGCUACAACAUACACUUGGAGGUGCGACCCAAUUGAUACCUCAAACAGUCCUGAAGCUCUUCGGAUGGUUCGAGUGGCCUGGCUGUUCUGGUUCUCUAAGAUCAUUGAGCUCAUGGACACAAUCUUCUUUGUGUUGAGGAAAAAGCAUGGCCAGAUCACAUUCCUGCACAUCUUCCACCACUCCUUCAUGCCCUGGACAUGGUGGUGGGGAAUCUGCUACGCACCCGGUGGAAUGGGAUCCUUCCACGCAAUGGUGAAUUCUACCGUCCACAUCAUCAUGUAUUUCUACUACGGCCUCGCAGCUGCUGGACCUCGCUUCCAGAAGUUUUUGUGGUGGAAGAAAUACAUGACAGCCAUUCAGCUCAUCCAGUUUGUGCUGGUGUCUCUCCACGCCACCCAGUAUUACUUCAUGAACAGCUGCGACUACCAGUUCCCCAUGAUCCUCCACCUCAUUUGGAUGUACGGAACCUUCUUCUUCGUGCUCUUCUCCAACUUCUGGGUGCAGGCGUACGUGAGGGGCAAGCGGCUGCCCAAACAGGACCUCAAGCAGAGUCAGAACGGCUCGGCCGUGCACACCAACGGCAAGUGCCACGAGAACGGCAACAGCAUUAGCUACGGCGGCACCAGCAACGGCUCAACCCACCACGAGAACAGCAGCACUCACACGGGCAAGAUGAAGAAGGCCUAAAAGAUCUUGGGAAGAAAACUCCCAAGAAGUAUGAUCCACAAACCUGUUGUUGAAACUACCACACAUUCCAAAGAUAAUGUCGGCGUUCUUUGCCUGUUUUUAGUUUUAUAUGCAAAACUUGGGCAAAAGACCGGGUCAAUGAUUUCCACAGUUGGGGUCCCACGUUAUGGUUUGUUUAGUUUCUUUGAGUUAGUGAACCAUCUUUGGGACACAAUGUAUGAAGAGAAGAUGUUGUUAAGCUAAAUGUUGUGUUCAACCUCCUUGUUCAGCGUCACAACCGGUUGCUUCUCACCCCACUCGCCUUCACUACUUAUCUGACACCUCUGUGACCCCCCCCUCCCCCCUCCCCCCUGUGGACAGAUGACUGUACAGUUUCUAUCAAACUUGAACAUACUUUUUGUAAAUAGUUUUACAACAAAAAAAAAAACACGAACUAAUUGUAUUGGUAUGCUUUAGACUUUCUAAAUUUUGUUACCUUGUCUAUUUAAAAUAGAAAUGCCAAUAAAUUUAAUUUUAAAUAAUCUCGUUGUACAGAACUUUCACUGCUCGUGUAACUUUCUGGAAACAUUCUCAGUUUGAGGACACUUGUGUUCCAGCAAAGAAUACAAAACAAAUGUGUAUGUGUCGCUUUCUUGUGCUAAUUGUCUUUGCUAUCUCAAGUAUGUGGAGGGAGUAGGAGGUGGAACAAGAGAGCCAUUCUGCUUUGUUUGAAAAGAUCCAUCGGAAGAGGCAGAGAGAGAAAGUAUCCUCAGACUGACAGAUGCAGCGGGUUCAUCUGGGAAAGAGCAUGAGUCAUAUUUCAGUAUUACUCUGUAAAACCAGCUGCUUAUAUUCAUUCACUGUGGUUGUACUGUAAUGUAUAUAAGCUAAAUAAACCACUCAUCCACAAUGUAAAAUAA
This is a messenger RNA of Paralichthys olivaceus (Japanese flounder), 2142 nucleotides long. It is a transcript of the gene elovl1b, whose product is annotated as ELOVL fatty acid elongase 1b. Gene Ontology annotation, cellular component: endoplasmic reticulum membrane; endoplasmic reticulum. Lineage: Eukaryota; Metazoa; Chordata; Actinopteri; Pleuronectiformes; Paralichthyidae. The record is from RefSeq and is a predicted model, not a curated record. Gene Ontology annotation, molecular function: fatty acid elongase activity. Gene Ontology annotation, biological process: sphingolipid biosynthetic process; fatty acid elongation, polyunsaturated fatty acid; fatty acid elongation, saturated fatty acid.